AUGUCGCUUGGUUGUAAAGUGAUAGUCGUAGCUUUCGUUGUUCUUUUCUUUUGUGAUGGCAAAGAAUUUAAGGAAUUAAAUGAGCAGUAUGAGGAUCACCUCGACAACAUUUCCAAAGUGCCGUGUAUGGUGCCGCAGCCGAGGGCCCUUUACCUCGAAGAAAUUUUAAGUAAAGAUGAGUGGAAGAAGUAUGAAAAGCUAAUACCGAAGAUAAGACCCUUGCACACUAUUCUUUACAGAUGCGAAGGAAGCGGAGGAUGUUCAAAAUAUGGAGAAAGGUGCACAGUAAAUGAAACAGAACCAGUAAAGUUGGUAUUUAACUUGGGACCAUCUGGCUAUUUGAAGAUAUUUGAAGUGCAAAAUCACAAAUCCUGUAAAUGCGACGAUUCCAAUAAUGAUUCUCGCAUUAAAUAA
Diabrotica balteata is the source of this 414-nucleotide messenger RNA. The record is from the annotation of a GenBank genome assembly. NCBI's taxonomy places the organism in Eukaryota, Metazoa, Arthropoda, Insecta, Coleoptera, Chrysomelidae.